Messenger RNA from Physella acuta, 2256 nucleotides. Its product is annotated as repetin-like. The record is from RefSeq and is a predicted model, not a curated record. Lineage: Eukaryota; Metazoa; Mollusca; Gastropoda; Physidae.
AUGGACGGAAAAAGCCGACAGGACAAGACAGGCAGGAAGGGACACAGGACAAGACAGGCAGGAAUCAAUGGGACACAGGACAAGACAGGCAGGAAGGGACACAGGACAAGACAGGCAGGAAUCAAUGGGACACAGGACAAGACAGGCAGGAAGGGACACAGGACAAGACAGGCAGGAAGGGACACAGGACAAGACAGGCAGGAAUCAAUGAGACACAGGACAAGACAGGCAGGAAGGGACACAGGACAAGACAGGCAGGAAUCAAUGGGACACAGGACAAGACAGGCAGGAAUCAAUGGGACACAGGACAAGACAGGCAGGAAGGGACACAGGACAAGACAGGCAGGAAGGGACACAGGACAAGACAGGCGGGAAUCAAUGGGACACAGGACAAGACAGACAGGAAUCAAUGGGACACAGGACAAGACAGGCAGGAAGGGACACAGGACAAGACAGGCAGGAAGGGACACGGGACAAGACAGGCAGGAGGGGACACAGGACAAGACAGACAGGAAUCAAUGGGACACAGGACAAGACAGGCAGGAAGGGACACAGGACAAGACAGGCAGGAAGGGACACAGGACAAGACAGGCAGGAAGGGACACAGGACAAGACAGGCAGGAAUCAAUGGGACACAGGACAAGACAGGCAAGAAUCAAUGGGACACAGGACAAGACAGGCAGGAAGGGACACAGGACAAGACAGGCAGGAAUCAAUGGGACACAGGACAAGACAGGCAAGAAUCAAUGGGACACAGGACAAGACAGGCAGGAAUCAAUGGGACACAGGACAAGACAGGCAAGAAUCAAUGGGACACAGGACAAGACAGGCAGGAAGGGACACAGGACAAGACAGGCAGGAAUCAAUGGGACACAGGACAAGACAGGCAGGAAGGGACACAGGACAAGACAGGCAGGAAGGGACACAGGACAAGACAGGCAGGAAUCAAUGGGACACAGGACAAGACAGGCAGGAAUCAAUGGGACACAGGACAAGACAGGCAGGAAGGGACACAGGACAAGACAGGCAGGAAGGGACACAGGACAAGACAGGCAGGAAUCAAUGGGACACAGGACAAGACAGGCAAGAAUCAAUGGGACACAGGACAAGACAGGCAGGAAGGGACACAGGACAAGACAGGCAGGAAGGGACACAGGACAAGACAGGCAGGAAUCAAUGAGACACAGGACAAGACAGGCAGGAAGGGACACAGGACAAGACAGGCAGGAAUCAAUGGGACACAGGACAAGACAGGCAGGAAUCAAUGGGACACAGGACAAGACAGGCAGGAAGGGACACAGGACAAAACAGGCAGGAAGGGACACAGGACAAGACAGGCGGGAAUCAAUGGGACACAGGACAAGACAGGCAGGAAUCAAUGGGACACAGGACAAGACAGGCAAGAAUCAAUGGGACACAGGACAAGACAGGCAGGAAGGGACACAGGACAAGACAGGCAGGAAUCAAUGGGACACAGGACAAGACAGGCAAGAAUCAAUGGGACACAGGACAAGACAGGCAAGAAUCAAUGAGACACAGGACAAGACAGGCAAGAAUCAAUGGGACACAGGACAAGACAGGCGGGAAUCAAUGGGACACAGGACAAGACAGGCAAGAAUCAAUGGGACACAGGACAAGACAGGCAGGAAGGGACACAGGACAAGACAGGCAGGAAGGGACACAGGACAAGACAGGCGGGAAUCAAUGGGACACAGGACAAGACAGACAGGAAUCAAUGGGACACAGGACAAGACAGGCAGGAAGGGACACAGGACAAGACAGGCAGGAAGGGACACGGGACAAGACAGGCAGGAGGGGACACAGGACAAGACAGGCAGGAAGGGACACAGGACAAGACAGGCAGGAAGGGACACAGGACAAGACAGGCAGGAAGGGACACAGGACAAGACAGGCAGGAAGGGACACAGGACAAGACAGGCAGGAAGGGACACAGGACAAGACAGACAGGAAUCAAUGGGACACAGGACAAGACAGGCAGGAAGGGACACAGGACAAGACAGGCAGGAAGGGACACAGGACAAGACAGGCAGGAAGGGACACAGGACAAGACAGGCAGGAAUCAAUGGGACACAGGACAAGACAGGCAGGAAGGGACACAGGACAAGACAGGCAGGAAUCAAUAACAACUCCUUCUCUCCCCUGCUCAACACCUUCGCGUCUCCUCAACCUCCCCCUCCCGCUAGAUACCCCUUUUUUACAGCAGAAAACGUACACACGCCCGUACUGCUCGUCUGA